UAGCGAGGCGGGGUUUAGGCGGGGUCGAUACGAUACGGUUUGGUACAGUAAGUGCGGGUAUCGAACUAUAUCAAAAAGUUUAUAUCAGUGGUGGAGACCCAGCGGCAGCGCGGUGUGUAUAUUCGGGUUUUAAUACGCGACCUAUGAAAAUCAUCAUCAUCCACCGGUGACGACGGCGAGGCUGGUGCGCGCUCGAUGAAUUAUUUCGAGUAUACAACCGUCGUCCUACCGUUUGAGAGGCGUCGCUCGGUUUUGGCGCUUAUUCGCUCUUUAAAUCCCGUGUGCUGAGACGUGAGCCAGUGCUGCAGAAGCCACGAUGGUGCGGCGGUACGUCGAGGGUUCUUUGGAUCGGGCCUUGAGGCAGUCGGCGGCGUUGCCGCACCUACCGUUCCUAGCAUAACAAGUAUUCCGAGACCAGUGAGCGAGCGAGCCAACGAGUGAAGUUCCAAGCGAACGCGAGCGCUCUACGUCGUUGCCACAUCUACCCCGAGGAGCUUACGGCUCGGGCUUACUGAUUUUUCUGCGCUGGAGUAAACGAGAUGGCCGUGGCCGACGGGACGAGGAAACCAUUGGUCAAAGAUUUACACGACCACAUCGUGUGCCCGCUGUGUCGCGGGUAUCUGAUAGAUGCGACUACGCUGGUCGAAUGUCUGCAUUCCUUUUGCAGGGGUUGCAUCGUUCGCCGUCUUGGUAGCGGUGCUCGGGCCUGUCCGGUCUGCGGCGCGCUGACGCUUCCGCCUCUGUUGCCGGACCUGGCCCUGCAGCAUCUAGUCUACUUGGCCGUGCCGGGACUCUACCGCUCGGAAUUGGAGAGAAGACGUCACUUCCGCUUGGUGAAUCCCCAGUGUCCGCCGCCCGCCCCGCCCCUCGGUGGCCUAACGUUGACCCUCGACGACGCAGUGAGUCUAAGCCUCUGCGAGAUUGUGAACACGGACGACGUCGUCGCGGCUGCGGAGGAACCGCGCCGGCGACGGCGACGCCCGCGGCCAACGACGGAAAACGGCAACGACGUCGGCGAGCUGGUGCAUGAAUACGCCGAUGAGGAGAAUUCGAAUGGCAGGGGACAAAUCAGGUACCUCAAAUGUCCCGCCGGCGUCACCGUCAGACAUUUGGUCAGACUUUUGGCCCUAAAACGUGGGUGGGGCGACGCCGAGGCUAAAUUACCCCUCAAGAGGAUCGAGAUGUUGUACGAAUAUCCUAAAGUCCAACCCUCGCUUCCCGACAAGAAUUAUACCGGUAAGCCGGAUAUGCGACCCCUCGAACUUUCCUGGACUCUACUCGACCUCGCGUGCAUCUUCAAGUGGGACAAGGAAACCCCAAUGAAGUUGUACUACCGGGUAGUACAGCGAUCGGAAGAAACGAUACUCCAGCAGCAGUCAGGGGUACCGAUAUCACUAAGUUCCUAUAACAACACUGCCAACAACAAUAACAGUACAAUUGGAAACAAUUCAAACGUGAUGGAAAACGUCCAAAGACCGCCAACCCCACCGCCAAGUCCAAAGCAAUCGUCUAAUCCGGAAAUGAGAACGUCGGUGCAGCCACAACCCGCACAGUUAUCGAAUACGUCGAAGCCAAGGUGCAAACCGACGAUAAAAAGUCUCGAAAUAUUAAAACCGGUAAGCGGCGUGGUGAGAAAAGUCAGCAAAGAACGAACGGAGUCUGAAAUCCUCGUGGAAAAUACGGAAGAAACGGAUCCCGCAGUCGUGGCAAAGUCCUUAAAUCCGAUUUCGGUCGAGCUGCCCGCGCCGCAGCAGCAGCAGCAGCAGCAGCAGCAGCAAUUGAUAAGCAGCUGCGGCGUGCAGGAAACGGUCGCCCAAUCGGUGGACGCGAACGGGUCUCCGGUGCCGAGUGGCGAGACGAACGGUGUAAAGAUAAAAAAGCCGCGCUGCAAAGUUACGCCGGUGAUGCGAGCCCCGGGACUCCAGGGAAGCUGCAGCGCCGCGGGUACGGUAAAUUCUGGGGGAACGGAGAGCAACAAGAGCGGAAGAAAGUUGCCGAGGCUGGAGCACCACAAGCGGCGGAAACGACGGAACAAAAGAUUGAUAGCCGAGAUAACGACGACGCCGAGGGAAGACCUGCUCAAACUGAAAGUCCGACUGACUCCGUGCCCGCCUAGGAUCACAUCCAGCUCCGGAAGUGCCAAGGAGAAGCUGCUGCAGAUGAGAGCCGUACGCAGAGAGAAAAUCAAGACCGGGACCGAACGCCCCCAGACGCCGCCGCCCUCUCUGCCCCUGACACCGCCGCCGUCGGCCUCGAUCGACGGAUCGCCGAUACUCCUCGGAACCGCGACGACUAACAACGAAGAGACGGUCGUGGCUGAACAGCCCAGGAUUGCAAAGGACUCGGUUGCGAACGCAGCGUCCAGCGGAGAUCCUCUUCCGGCUCAUCUGCAGGAGGAAACGAUCGAGGAAAUAAUAGACGGAAUACCGGAUGAGGUUGUCCGGGUUGCGCAGAUCAUGAAUAAGAGCAGCGGUGUGAAGCCAAUUGCCGCAGCGUCGCCGAUCGAGGAUCAGAAGAAGUGCUCCGGAGUUCAAGUUAUUACCGUCGAGGAUGAAGUUCAAGAGGUGCAGGAGUCGAAACAGCAUAAGAAGAAGGACGUGCAGGAGACUGCGAAGAAGAAAAGCAUCUUCAAGGUCGAGGAUCGUGACCAGCGCGAGGGGGUCGAGUCAGCAACGAGCGUGGUUGAAGUGUGCGAGAAACCCGAGGAGAAACCGAAGGACGAAGAAGUGCUGCGAAGACUCGGACUGGUGGCGAUAAGCGAAGCGAGCAAGACGCUUCAGGACAAGAUCCGCAACUCUCAAAGCAGCGGCGGCGGCGGCGGUGCCGGCGGAGGGAUAGACUAUCAUCGCGAGUCCUUGGAGAGACAGCUACGGGAGAGCAAAGCGAACCGGGUGCGAAGCCUGCUCGCUGAGAAGCAAAUGCGCGAUGCGCUGAAGAGCAUAAUGUCGAAGUCGAAGCCGGAGGGCCUGCAGGCGGGCUCGAGCAACGGGCCCAAGAAGGGGCCGCCGCCCCUGGCGCCGCUGACCCUGAAGCAGGGCUUCUCGGUGCCGCCGAAAAGCGCGCACCCGGUACAGACGAAGGUGAACCCUCACCACGUCGGGCUGAUCUCAUCGUCAGCUAGGAGCCGCGGCGCCGGUUCCAAGAUCGAAAAGCCCCUCGAUCUGAGCAGCGGGGCGAACAACGCUCUGGAUCUUUCGCCGACCCCGAGCUGCAGCAACCCGGUCAUAACGAGCACGACCUACUCGACCUCGCCUGCAGCUCCGCCGACGGCGAGCAAGCCGACGCCGACGACGACGGCCCGCGGAGUCGUUGGCGCCGACAAGUCGCCGGAGCGGGACGUCAAGAAGAAUCAGGAUCUGAAUUUGCGGACGCUUUCCGACGCCGCGGUAUCUCUCCUGAGGACCAGCCCUACUCAAGCCAGCGCCGCUCCCUGCAAUCCUACCCUCGAUCAUCAGGUGCAGAGAGUAACCGCCACGAACAACUCGACGAACGUGCAGAGCAGCGGCAACAAGGUUGCUCUGCGCAUACCUCAGCCUCAUCAGAGAAUAUCCGGGUUCGGUAACGGGAUGAAAAUCAAACCGAACCUAGCUGUCAGGCACAUUCCAAAUCCUCAAGCCUUUGUCGCCUCGCAGUAUAACAGGAAUCAGAGGACGUCUACGGGCUUUUUUACCGCUCAACAACAGCCUCCUUAAUUAUCGCAGGAAUUUAUCCGGCAUCGUCCUUACAAACGAUAGACAGUCACAGUCCGACAUAUCCCCUGUACUUUUCCUCGUGCGUUUAUUUUUUUUUUGCAUUUGCAUUUGCAUUUGCAUUUGCUUUCCAGUAUAUUCGCAUGAUCCUUAUAUGCUUUGGACAAGGAAAUAUGUAUGCGCAACUUAUGUAUGACACCAGUUGUUACGAGUAUCCUUAUAUUAUUUAUGUAUAAUUACCGUGGCUCUAUAAACAUGAAACUGCAAUUUAAUUUUAUCACUGUACCGAAGCAGUGGUAUACGAACCAAGGCGACGUAGACUAUAAUACUUAUAAUUCGUAUAUAGAACGAGAAGAAAUACACAUAUACAAGUAUAGUGUAUGCCUACCUGUAACACAUAUUAUACUAUAUACCUAUACCUAUAUAAUAGAGACGUGUUUACGUGUAUAACUAUUCGUCUAUAUGUAUAAUAUAGAGAUGCCAAAGAAUGUCAAGAGAACGUGUGCAAUGUCGUAGUGCAAUCUAACUAUAAUUAGCAAUGAUAAUUGAAGAGAAAAGGAAGAGAAAAAAAACUUAGAAACAAAAAUUUCAAAAACAAAAAUACAAAAACAAACUAAUAUCCAAUGUUAUUAUUAUGUAAUAUGAUAUACUCGUAUACAUAAAUGAAUACCAACAUAUAUUCCUAUUUAUAAAUCCUAUAUUGGUAUAAUGAUAUGCGAAAGCGCCUAUAUAAGUAUAAUGUCUAGUGUACACUGGAAAAUUUUAAUCCAUGCGUCAAUGAUUUAUUUAUUUUUUUUUUCCAAACCCAUAUGUCGCAGACUUGGUUUAUCUUUUGUUUCAAACCUGGUUUCGUAAUAUUCAUUAUAUGUUAUACAAACUCAACCGGAUCUUUGAUCCUCGUGCAUUUAUUGAUAUGUAUGGUAUACUUGAAACAUAAAGAAUUAUUUUGCGAAUUGCAAAACGCGUGAGAUAAACUUCAACAACAUAAAGAAAGUUAGUAAAUAGGAAAGUAAUAUGGAUUUUACUUUCACCGCAUGUUUGGAUGCAUAAUCAUCGAAUAGAAACCCUAAUAUGAAAAGAAUCGUGAAGGAAAAUUAAAUCCGAAAGAAAAAAUAGAAAAACAAAUCUAAUGUACUUUAUAACAUGUCAAAUUUGAUUGGCUCUAAGUUUUGGGAUCCUGUUCUCAUAUUUCCCAAUAUUCUCGAAACAAUAUAUAAACUUAUAGGUACGUACAUUGUACGUACAUCUACGUUAGGGUAGUCCUUACUUAGGGCUGGGAUUAAUUUUAUCAUUCAGCCCCCAAAUCGUCUCCAAAUAAUUCAAAACCAAUUUCCGAAUUGUUUCAGAUUUUUAUCUCCACUCUAACCCCUGCAUGUAAGAGGCUGGAUUUCCCCAUUUGAAAUACACGUGUUUCGGCUAUAUUCUUAGUAUAUAUUUUAUUGUACGGGUAUAAAUCUAAAAUAAAAGUGAUAUUUAGAUGGUGUGCAAUUCGUUUACAUUGCCAAGUAUGACGAUGCAAACUUUUUAUCAAAUAGUAUAAGCAUCAAAGCCUACGAAACGCUUGCAGUUAUAAAUUUUUCUGCAAAUUAUUACUCUUACAAUAAAAUACUCACUGAGACUAUAGCCGAAAGGCGUUAUUUCGAAUGGGAAAAUCCACCCUCGUACAAGGCUGCAUGGGGUUAGCGUGGAAACAAAAAUGUGACAAAAUUAGGGAAUUGUUGAAUAAGAACCACCCUAAUCUACGUACACGCUUUGAUGCGUCUGUAUGAUUAGAUUGAAGUACGAAUCCAUCAUUAGACUGUGGUGAAAGAAAUUUUUUCACUUUCGUAUAAUACACAAGAAUGGGUAAGC
Messenger RNA from Neodiprion virginianus, 5540 nucleotides. Its product is annotated as polycomb group protein Psc-like. NCBI's taxonomy places the organism in Eukaryota, Metazoa, Arthropoda, Insecta, Hymenoptera, Diprionidae. Bases 540 to 3692 code for a protein of 1050 amino acids. The record is from RefSeq and is a predicted model, not a curated record. Gene Ontology annotation, cellular component: PRC1 complex. Gene Ontology annotation, molecular function: promoter-specific chromatin binding; metal ion binding. Gene Ontology annotation, biological process: negative regulation of transcription by RNA polymerase II. The transcript has 4 exons.